GGCAGGAGAAGGAACCGUCGCGAGACAGGGCGUGAUUCUCGCGGCAGCGCCAGCGUCGUUCUCCAGUCGAUGUCGGACUGAAAUCGUCCUGUGUCGCAAGCGCUGUCUCCGCUCUGUCAACAUGCCGCUCUUUUCUUUGCAGGAAUUUGUGUCCAAACACAAGAGAAUGUCAGGUUAUCAAUGAGUUCUGUGACCGACAGAGUGAAGCGUCUUCUGGUAGAAUAAACGAAGAAAAGAGGGAAAUGUCUCUUUGGACUUGGUCUCCGCUGCUGCUGCUGCUGCUGCUUCACUCGAUAUGUGAAGUUAACGCUCAAGUGGAAAACCGCGUAGUUUUCCUACCGGGAAUGUUCCAAAACGUGAACAUCUCCCAGAAUGAGACGGUGCAGGCCAUGGUGUCCGGGAUUCCUCCGGAAGUCGCUUUCAUCACUCUGCAGUUUCACACACAGCACCACAACGUCACUCUCUCCUACAACAGGAUGCCAAGUCUGGAUCUCUCUAUGACAGCAGUGGACUCUGGCCUCCUCUCAUCUCUGCUGCCGGCCCAAAUAUCCCUCUCACUGUUCCUGUCUUCACCCAACAGUGACACUGUGGCAAGCAUCGGGGUCAUUCUACCUCUCUCUAGCACUGACCCAGUGCCUGGGGCUUGCAACAUGGAGUCCAACCUGGACGUCGAUCCAAAUCUCAACAUUCACUACAACCUCUAUGAGACCACGAUUCGUUUUGCCCCUGCAAACACAGGAUAUGCGAGAGGCAAUUCUCCUCCACUCUGCGACGAAUCCACAGGAGCCGACACACGCUGGCGUCUGCAGUACGACAUCUACCAGUACUUCCUGCCCGAGAAUGACCUAUCAGAGCGCAGCCUGUUCAGUGGCAUUCAGGCCGUGGCUGACAUCAGUGGUAUGAUGCAGAAUGGCAAACAUGUCAUGACACUGUCGUCAUCAGAUAUGAGCAUGGCGGUGUUCAACUCCAUCCCCGGCCAGGGCAUCAUUUACUCGGUCAUUGUCAGAGACCCACUGUGGAACACUUCAGCCCCCUACAUCCCUGUUCACACCUAUGCCUGUAGCUUUGCUUCCACCCUGGAUGGCUGUCAAACUCUGGGAAAGGUAUCAACAAAAGUGUUUUUCACCAUCACUGGCUUGGUGGGCCUGUUUGUCUGCUUUUUUGGACACCGAUUCUUCAAAUGUGAGCUGUUCUGCAUGGGCUUUAGCUUUGCAGCGUUUUUCUUCUUUGUGCUGAUCACAAGGACCACAGAGCUGAACUAUGAUCUUCGCCUGGCUGUGUCGGCAGUGAUCGGCGUGGUGGGCGGGGUUCUUCUGGUGAUGAGCUGGUGGCGUUUCGGCUCGGUCAUGGCCUGUAUCGUCGUGGUCGGCCUGAUGCUCGGCUUUCUCAUCGCCUCCACCGUCUUCUUCACUCCUCUGGGUGACCUUGAUGUCUUCAGACAAUCGGAUGUCGUUUUCUGGGUGACGUUCUGCUGCAUCAUGAUCAUUGUGCCACUCUUCUUUGUGCGUUGGCCCAGAGAGGGUAACAUCUGCACGUGUGGCAUUGUCGGCGCUUACGCUGUGAUUCUGGCCGUCAACGCCUACAUGUACACCAGCCUCUCCUUCAUCGCACUGAACAUCCUCAAACGCCUGCUCAACAACAACUUCAGCGCCAUGUUCACGGACGUGCCGUUCCAGACCAUCGACUACAUCCUGAUCACAGUGUGGGUGGUGCUUGGCGUGUGCGGCAUCGUCCUGCAACUGUACCGCGAGCGCUCUCGGCCGUUCUUCCCGCCCAGCCCGUACCUCAUGUGGAUGCAGGAGCGCGAGCGCCGCAAGACCAACGUGCUGGACCCGAGCCACCACUUCCCCCCUCUGCCCAACCGCCUCAUGGCCCGAGUGCGGCAGCUCACCAAGCGCAUGGAGCCAGCGGGCGAGCACACGCCGCUGCUCCUCUGAGCCUCUGAUGCAGCGACGCAUCGUGGACACGCACAGGCUUGGACCGCCAGAGUUGUAAAGACGCCAGAGAAUCUGUUGGACCGAGAGGAAUGUGAUUCCUCGUGACUUGGUGUGGGGAUUUGACUCUGGAGCAGCUGAGUGAAAGACUUACUCAGGAUAAAAAAAAUAAAAUAAAACCACUGAGAGAAAGUUUUAAAUCUCACACAAACAAAGAAGACUUUGACAGACACUUUUUAGUCGCCCACUACUAACGAUUUAUACGACGAGAGUCGUUGUUUUUCAUGUCGUCAGACCAUCGUGUGUUUGGAGUUUGAUUUUAAACGACAGACUUUUUAAUCGAACACAAUCUGUGCCUUCAGUGAAACAGUAACAUUUACAGGAUUUCUGGGAUUCACUGUAUCUCAAAGCUUGAGACCAUAGUUUGUUUGGGAAAACACUUAAUUGUGUUAUUUGGUGAAAUUCUCUUCACUUAAUGACGGUCUUAACUAAAUACAGUUGUCUGGGGAACAAAAGAAAAUCUGUAGGAGUGUGGUGAAUGUUGCAACAGCAAACCACAAGAGGUUAGAGCGAUUAAUCAGGCAGAUAUUUGCCAUUUUUUAAUAAUAAAUCAGCCAGAAACCUGUUGCUAUGUCACUAAAUGUUUUCAAUCCCUAUGUUUAUUUAUUUUUUUGCUUUCCGAGGACCUGUUUCACGUUUUAAAUAUUUAGUUUAUACAUUAUUUUUAUUGAAAAUACUGUGUAUAACUGCACUAUAGUGCCAACAUAAAUUGUACCUUGGAGAGACGGACAAUAAGUGUUAUUCAAUAACUAGUUACUGGUGUUAAGCACAUUUUUUAUUAUCAUUAUUAUUACGUCAGCAUUGAAGAGUUAUCUUUAAUCAGAUGCACAUAAAUAUAUGGGAAAAAAAGAUAAUUUUCUCGAUUAAUCGAGUAAUGGUUUGGUCAUCGGUGUUUUUCAAACCUGGAAAUUAUGAUGAUGUUCUUAAAUGUCUUGUUUUGUCCCCAAACCACACAUUCCAUUUGAUACAGAGCAAGGAAACCAGAAAAUAUUCACGUUGGUUGAUCUCCACAGGCUGCACUGCACAAUGAAUCCUACACAUAAUCUGCCCUCUCUUAAAAGCAAUGGAUGUAGCCUACGUCAUGUCCCCCAGACUUUUACUUUUGAAGGCUAUCAGGACGGGAAGAGGAUUUCAACAAAUAAGAUAAAAAAAAAAAUGUUUUGAGAAAACGAAUACGAACUGUCUCAGCUGUGGUUCACGUGGCACAGUUAUUUUAUUCAGACAGUGUUUUGUCCUUCACUCCUUUUCCCUUCCGUGUGCUUGACUCAGCCGUUUUCCUCACGUGUAACAUGCACAGACUUGAUCUUUACAUGUAUGAAUCUCACACCCGUGUGCCAUGACCUUUCUCAGGCUUUUUUUUUUAAAAACGACGAUGCACUGACAUGACUGAUUUCGAUGCCAUGGUUCAGCUUCUUACACGUCAGUGAGUACUUUAUGUAGCAGCUGAGCUGAACUCUGGCAUUUUAGAGAAGAAAAACAAGCAAAAAAAUCCAAAUAAAAAUGCAGAUGGUUAGGUUGUUUUUUUUAAAUGUAAGGUCAAAUGUCAUUUUUAAUUUAAUAUGUUGAUAUUUAAUAAAUGACAACAUGUACAAAGAAA
This is a messenger RNA of Solea solea (common sole), 3591 nucleotides long. It is a transcript of the gene tm7sf3, whose product is annotated as transmembrane 7 superfamily member 3. The coding region runs from base 243 to 1937 and encodes 564 amino acids. NCBI's taxonomy places the organism in Eukaryota, Metazoa, Chordata, Actinopteri, Pleuronectiformes, Soleidae. The transcript is spliced from 12 exons. The record is from RefSeq and is a predicted model, not a curated record.